GCACUCUCGGUUGAUAAAGUGCGACAGCUGGCGCGAAUUUUACCAGAAAUACGGCACAUGAACUUCCGUUAUUGUACACUCACCAUGGACAAAGCAGGACCGUCAGAAGAUACCGAUGAUGACAAUCUAUGCUUCACUAAGGUCACGCAUUUGUCUUUAUUCUGGACCGAUUUUUCUGACAAGAGCAUCAGUGAACUUCUGCGCGGCCUUCCCCAUCUGCAGACGGUGGAUCUCGGAGCCAACCACAACAAGGUCCCUCGAGCCAAUGACACAGCACUUGAAGCGCUCCGUGCAAACUGCCCUCUUGUGACCCAUCUUUCGGUAGCACUUCAACAAGUGAAAGAGCAAACGUUGUGUGAAGCCAUUAUGCAAUAUGGUCAUCAGCUGAAAAGUUUAUCGAUUCGAUGUGACAGUGUCCAAAGCUUGAGAACGGUGGCUGCUCAUGCAACCCAUGUGGAGAAAUUGAAAGUCAGCGCGGCCGGGAAUGACCAAGAAGAUGAGGGAGCCGUUAUAGGGGUCCUUCGUCAAUGCCAUCGAUUGGUGCGAUUGGAAAUGGUAUGUUGGAUGAUUCAAGACGUGCCUGGUAUUGUC
Molecule: messenger RNA, 591 nt
Organism: Radiomyces spectabilis
Lineage: Eukaryota; Fungi; Mucoromycota; Mucoromycetes; Mucorales; Radiomycetaceae
Exons: 2
Source: RefSeq, a predicted model, not a curated record